Fusarium subglutinans is the source of this 1548-nucleotide messenger RNA. RefSeq names its product cycloheximide-inducible CIP70 (cytochrome P450 family). The record is from RefSeq and is a predicted model, not a curated record. The transcript is spliced from 8 exons. Gene Ontology annotation, molecular function: heme binding; oxidoreductase activity, acting on paired donors, with incorporation or reduction of molecular oxygen; monooxygenase activity. NCBI's taxonomy places the organism in Eukaryota, Fungi, Ascomycota, Sordariomycetes, Hypocreales, Nectriaceae. The coding region runs from base 1 to 1548 and encodes 515 amino acids.
AUGGGCAACGCGCAAUCCCUACUUGAUCUUGUAGCCAACCGAUGGCCACUACUUGUCACUGCCCUAUUUGCUUGUUUUAUAGCCGCUGUCGCUCCAAGAGUCGUCAACGUACUACGGCUAUGGGCCAUCCCCACCAUUGGUGAGGAGCUUGGUAACACAGAGAAGCGCAGACAAGCGUACUUGGGAGGAGCCAGGAAAUUGUACUCAGCCGGGUAUCAAAAGUUCAAAGAUGGCGUUUUUCUGAUAACUACAUCGCGAACUUCUCCCACCAUUGUCAUCUCGCCUUACUUUCUCCCUGAGCUCAAGAAGCUGCCUGAUGCAACUCUCAGUAUGGAGGCUGCCGUUGAUGAGUCAAUGGAGACCAAGUACACCAAGAUCGAGACCUCAGUACCCAUUAUUCCGCACAAGAUCAAAGGAGAAUUGACUCCAUCCUUAUCUCGACUGAGUUUGACCAUCGCAAGCGAAGUCAGAGAUUCCAUAAAUCUCACCAUGCCAUCAUGCAACGACUGGACAGAGGUCAACAUCCACCACGCUCUUUUUCGUAUCGUCGGUAUGGUAUCAGGCCGUAUGUUCAUCGGCCCUGAGCUCUGCCGCUCCGAGCAAUAUCUCGAUGCUGCCAUCAACUACACCAUGGAAGUCAUGGGCGCCCAGCGUGCCGUGCAGAACAUGCGCCCCUGGCUACGACAUUUCCGAGCACAAAGCCUUCCCGAGGUGAAGAAGCUGUACCAGCGAAUUGCUGAAGCCGAAGCCUUCCUCCAACCCGUGGUCGAAAGCAGAACCGACGCGAUGAAUGAUCCAUCAUAUGAGAAGCCGGAUGAUUUCUUGCAGUGGCUCAUUGACGGGAAGGACAAGUUCCCUGAUAAGAAUAGUCAGAACCUUGCCAAGGUGCAGCUCGGCCUUACGUUUGCUGCUGUUCAUACCACAACGCUGACAGCCACAAAUGCAUUCUACGACUUGGCGGCUUUGCCAGACCUUCAGACAGAACUUCGAGAAGAGGUCCGGGAAGCAUUAUCGCAGAGCGGUGGCCAGUUCACGAGCAACGUCCUGCAAUCUAUGAAGAAGAUGGAUAGUUUUCUCAAGGAGACACUUCGAGUUCACCCGGCGACGAUGGCCUCAUUCCAACGCAAGGUCCUCGAAACAUUUACUCUAUCCAACGGCCAGGUCAUCCCAGCCGGCGUGACAAUUGAGAUCCCUGCUGUCGCAGUCAGCUCCGACUCCAACGUCUUCCCAAACGCAGAGAAAUUCGACCCAUUGAGGUUCUACAGACUUCGCACUGAAGCCAAGGACGGCGGGUCAGUUGAGAAGGCAGCGAACAACCAGUUUGUCAGUGUGAACCAGAGCAGCUUGACUUUUGAGUAUGGUCGACAUGCAUGCCCUGGAAGAUUCUUCGCCGCAAACGAGAUCAAGAUGAUUCUGGCACAUGCCUUGCUGCAGUAUGAUGUCAAGAACGUGGGCGAUGCUACUGAAAGAUACCCAAAUAUGGAGUUUGCUCAUAUGUCGAUUCCGGAUCCUUCCAAGAAACUCUUGUUCAGGUCAAUCGAGGUUUGA